CCUCCUUGACUCGUGAUGGUCGGAUCCCACACAUAAUCUUCAACCUCACAACCACAUUCUAGCCACCAUGGACAGACGCACACCUUAUACCCUGAGCGUACUUGCUCCCAGUGUCGAUGGCGCCGAAGAAUCUCGCACACAACUUCAGGCCCGACUAAGAGAGUUCGUGUUGGAGUUCCAGCUCGAUAAUGCUUUUAUCUACCGCGAUCAAUUGCGCCAGAAUGUCCUUGUAAAACAAUACUACUGCGACAUCGAUAUCGCCCACUUGAUCUCCUACAACGAGGAAUUGGCGCACAAACUCACCACCGAGCCUGCAGAUAUCAUCCCUCUUUUUGAGGCAGCUCUCCAGCAAUGCACACAACGCAUCGUCUACCCCUCGCAACGAGAUAUCGUGCUCCCAUCUCAUCAAUUGCUUUUGCAUUCGUCCGCAACACACAUCUCCAUUCGUGACCUAAAUGCGACUAACAUCUCACAUCUCGUCCGUAUUCCCGGCAUCGUCAUCGGUGCUUCAACAAUAUCCUCCAAAGCAACAUUAGUCCACAUUCGCUGCAAAAACUGCGACCACGGCGAGAAUAUCCGCGUUGAUGGUGGGUUCUCUGGUCUCACACUUCCUCGACGGUGUGGACGCGAAUCACAGCCUGGUGAUGAACCUGAAACGAAAUGCCCACUUGAUCCCUAUGUUGUCGCUCAUGAGAAAUCUCAAUUUGUCGACCAGCAAGUUCUCAAGCUUCAGGAAGCGCCCGAUCAAGUGCCCGUCGGUGAAUUGCCACGACAUGUUCUCAUUUCCGCCGAUCGGUAUCUGGCCAACAGGGUUGUUCCUGGUUCCCGCUGCACAGUCAUGGGUAUCUUUUCCAUCUACCAGAAAGGAGGAAAGAAGGAUGGCGCAGUCGCCAUUCGCAACCCGUAUCUACGAGCCGUUGGUAUUACCACAGAUCUUGACCAUACCGCCAAAGGUGCCGGGAUCUUCUCAGAAGAAGAGGAGCAGGAAUUUCUGGAGCUUAGCCGCCGCCCGGACCUAUACGACGCACUCGCAAGGAGUAUUGCUCCCUCAAUUUACGGAAACCUGGAUAUCAAGAAGUCUAUCGUCUGCUUACUGAUGGGGGGUUCGAAGAAGAUUCUUCCCGACGGCAUGAAGCUUCGUGGAGACAUUAACGUUCUUCUACUCGGUGACCCAGGUACGGCCAAGUCUCAGCUUCUUAAAUUCACCGAGAAGGUGUCUCCGAUCGCCAUCUAUACUUCCGGUAAGGGUUCCUCGGCAGCCGGUCUCACGGCGUCGGUGCAGCGCGAUCCAGCUACGCGCGAGUUCUACCUGGAAGGUGGCGCCAUGGUGCUCGCUGAUGGAGGUGUUGUCUGUAUUGAUGAGUUCGACAAGAUGCGCGAUGAGGACCGAGUCGCUAUUCACGAAGCCAUGGAACAACAAACAAUCUCCAUUGCCAAGGCCGGUAUCACAACCAUUCUCAACUCAAGAACGUCCGUCUUGGCAGCUGCAAACCCUAUCUUCGGUCGGUACGACGAUCUCAAGACUCCUGGUGAGAACAUCGACUUCCAGACUACUAUCCUGUCUCGUUUCGAUAUGAUCUUCGUCGUCCGUGACGACCACGAACGCAGCCGGGAUGAGAGCAUCGCACGUCACGUCAUGGGUGUGCAUAUGGGCGGAAGAGGCAUUGAGGAGCAGGUUGAGGCGGAAAUUCCCCUCGAGAAGAUGAAGCGAUACAUCAGCUAUUGCCGAACCCGCUGCGCCCCUCGUCUCUCUCCCGAAGCCGCCGAGAAGCUCUCUUCCCAUUUCGUCUCAAUCCGAAAGCAAGUGCACCGUGCCGAGCUCGACGCCAACGCCCGAUCCUCCAUCCCCAUCACAGUCCGUCAGCUCGAAGCCAUCGUCCGUAUCACCGAAUCGCUCGCCAAACUCAGCCUCUCUCCCAUCGCCACCGAAGCUCACGUCGACGAGGCCAUCCGUCUUUUCUUGGCUUCGACCAUGGACGCGAUCACGCAAGGCGAGGGCCAGGGAAGCAAGGAAAUGAUGGAAGAAGUUUCAAAGAUCGAAGACGAGCUGAAGCGCCGCCUGCCCAUUGGAUGGAGUACCAGUCUGGCGACUUUACGCCGUGAGUUCGUCGACGGACGAGGCUACACCGAACAAGCACUUAACAGAGCAAUCAUUGUGCUGCAGCGUAGGAGCACAAUCCAGAUCCGGUCCGGAGGGUCACAGGUGUACCGACAGGGUGUAUAGUCUUUCUUGAACAUUGCAGUGGGUACAUAGGCGCGUUGUUUCUCGUUUAUUGUUUGGUAUAGCAUACCUUGAACUGGGUUGGGCACAGCGAGAUUAUAUGGGUCUGGCGUUGAAUUCGGAUGGUUGUAUACAUUCGUGAUGAUAGUAUUAGAAUAGUGAUGAUAAUUGAAUAUGACUGUCUAAGAUUGUGACGA
Messenger RNA from Aspergillus calidoustus, 2418 nucleotides. Lineage: Eukaryota; Fungi; Ascomycota; Eurotiomycetes; Eurotiales; Aspergillaceae. The record is from the annotation of a GenBank genome assembly.